AUGGCAAACAAAAUUACUUGUUUUCUUGGUUACAUAGCUAUAAUCAGCUUGCUAUUAGCAAGAUCAACUCUUUGUGUUCCUUCAUGCGUGGAUGUUGUAUCAGAUUCUGCCCCUUGCUUACCUUUCAUUUCAAAAACCACUGAUUCGCCUUCAGAUUUUUGUUGCACUGGGAUUAGGAAUGUGGCAGGCAUGGCCAAGAGCCAGUCCGACGAAGUUCAAAUCUGCGACUGCUUGAAGGCGAAUAUGGCUGAAUUUGAUUAUGAUCCUAAACUUGUUGCUGCUCUGCCUAAGCUAUGUUUGGUCAACAUCACUCUCCCUCCAAUCAACAAUAGCACUGACUGCUCCAGGAUUUGCAAGUGUCGCUAA
Molecule: messenger RNA, 366 nt
Organism: Chenopodium quinoa (quinoa)
Lineage: Eukaryota; Viridiplantae; Streptophyta; Magnoliopsida; Caryophyllales; Amaranthaceae
Product: non-specific lipid-transfer protein A-like
Exons: 2
Coding region: 1-366 (121 amino acids)
Biological process (GO): lipid transport
Cellular component (GO): membrane
Molecular function (GO): lipid binding
Source: RefSeq, a predicted model, not a curated record